This is a messenger RNA of Dipodomys spectabilis (banner-tailed kangaroo rat), 3349 nucleotides long. It is a transcript of the gene Wee1, whose product is annotated as WEE1 G2 checkpoint kinase. Gene Ontology annotation, biological process: mitotic cell cycle; protein phosphorylation. Bases 265 to 2196 code for a protein of 643 amino acids. The transcript is spliced from 11 exons. NCBI's taxonomy places the organism in Eukaryota, Metazoa, Chordata, Mammalia, Rodentia, Heteromyidae. Gene Ontology annotation, cellular component: nucleus. Gene Ontology annotation, molecular function: non-membrane spanning protein tyrosine kinase activity; magnesium ion binding; ATP binding. The record is from RefSeq and is a predicted model, not a curated record.
GCAGAGCCCGAACUUGCGGCUGGACUUUCCGAGACCCCAGCCUCGGCGCCCGAGCCACCCAGCGUCUUCUGGACAGUCCGCCCCGUGCCCGCCGCCGCGCCCCCAGCUCCCAGCGCCCGGGAGAGGUCGCCGCCGCCGCGCAGGCCCGCCGCCGCCGCCCGACGCGCCCAGUUGCACGUGGCGGACCCGCCCCCCUGGGCCGGCCGCGACCUGGACUCGGCCGGCCUCGGCUCUCGGGCCCUCGGCCCCAACCCCAGGCCAGCGAUGAGCUUCCUGAGCCGACAGCCGCCGCCCCGCCGCUUCGGAGCCGCCUGCACUCUGCGGCAGAAGCUGAUCUUCUCUCCUUGCAGCGACUGUGAGGAAGAGGAGGAGGAGGAGGAGGAGGAGGGCAGCGGCCACAGCACCGGGGAGGACUCGGCCUUUCAGGAGCCCGACUCGCCGCUGCCGCCCGCGCGCAGCCCCGCGGAGCCGGGGCCGGAGCACCGCCGCUCUCCCGGCCCGGCCCCCGGGAGUCCCGGGGAGCUGGAGGAGGACAUACUGCUGCAGGGCGCCAGCCCGGACGCGGUCGCUGCGGGCGGCGGGGCGGAGGGCGACUCGUGGGAAGAGGAAGGCUUCGGCUCCUCAUCGCCGGUCAAGUCUCCGACCGCCAGCUACUUCCUGGGCAGCUCGUUCUCUCCGGUGCGCUGCGGGGCCCCGGGGGAAGCGUCCCCGCGGGUGUGCGGGGCGCGGCGGGCCAUCGUGGUGCCCUGCUCGCCGCUGCCCGACCAGCCGGGCACCCCGCCGCACAAGACCUUCCGCAAGCUGCGGCUCUUCGACACCCCGCACACACCGAAGAGUUUGCUGUCUAAAGCCCGAGGAAUAGAUUCCAGUGCUAUUAAACUCCGGGGUUGUUCUCUAUUCACGGACACAGAACGAUCAGGAAAAAGAGAAUUUGACCCACGACCAACUCCUCAAGUGAAUAUUAAUCCUUUUACCCCAGAUUCUUUAUUGCUUUAUUCCUCAGGAGAGUGUCGUCGAAGAAAGAGAACAUAUUGGAAUGAUUCUUGUGAAGAUAUGGAAGUCAGUGAUUGUGAGUUUGAAGAUGAAACAAGACCUGCUAAAAGAAUUACAAUUACUGAAAGCAAUAUGAAGUCACGAUACACGACCGAAUUUCAUGAGUUGGAGAAAAUUGGGUCUGGAGAAUUUGGAUCUGUAUUUAAGUGUGUGAAGAGGCUGGAUGGAUGCGUUUAUGCCAUUAAGCGAUCAAAAAAGCCAUUGGCGGGCUCUGUUGAUGAGCAGAAUGCUUUGAGAGAAGUAUAUGCUCACGCAGUGCUUGGACAGCAUUCUCAUGUCGUUCGAUAUUUCUCUGCCUGGGCAGAAGACGAUCAUAUGCUUAUACAGAAUGAAUAUUGUAAUGGUGGAAGUUUAGCUGAUGCUAUAAGUGAAAACUACAGAAUCAUGAGUUACUUUACAGAAGCAGAGUUGAAAGAUCUCCUUCUGCAAGUUGGUCGGGGUUUGAGAUACAUUCAUUCAAUGUCUUUGGUUCACAUGGACAUAAAACCUAGUAAUAUUUUCAUAUCUCGAACCUCAAUCCCAAAUGCUGUUUCUGAAGAAGGAGAUGAAGAUGAGUGGAUAUCCAACAAAGUUAUGUUUAAAAUAGGUGAUCUUGGGCAUGUAACAAGAAUUUCUAGUCCACAAGUUGAAGAAGGUGAUAGCCGUUUUCUUGCAAAUGAGGUUUUACAGGAGAACUAUACCCACCUACCAAAAGCAGAUAUUUUUGCCCUCGCCCUCACAGUAGUAUGUGCUGCUGGUGCUGAACCUCUUCCCAGAAAUGGAGACCAAUGGCAUGAAAUCAGACAGGGUCGAUUACCUCGGAUUCCCCAAGUGCUUUCCCAGGAAUUUACAGAGUUGCUAAAAGUUAUGAUUCAUCCAGAUCCUGAGAAAAGACCUUCAGCAAUGGCACUGGUGAAGCAUUCUGUAUUGUUGUCUGCUUCUAGAAAGAGUGCAGAACAGUUACGAAUAGAAUUGAAUGCUGAAAAGUUUAAAAACUCACUUUUGCAGAAAGAACUCAAGAAAGCUCAGAUGGCAAAAGCUGCAGCUGAGGAAAGAGUACUCUUCACUGACCGGAUGGCCACGAGGUCUACCACCCAGAGUAAUAGAACCUCUCGACUUAUUGGAAAGAAAAUGAACCGCUCUGUCAGCCUUACUAUAUACUGAACUGCUCAUUUCCCUCCUCCCCAAAAAACUGUGACGAGAGGAAACUAGGUUGAAAUCACUGCUAGAAUUCACGUUUCAAUUACUUUAUUGAUUGGUAUCAGUGGUUUUACUAAAAUACCUUUUAGUAUCUUUUUUGUGAAUUACAGUUGAAAGCUGUAUUUCAACAGUUGCUAUGUCAGGCUUUUGUCUAAUCAAUCUUGCUGGACUUUUUGUUUAGGAUGUCAGUCACUGUUGGAUGUUAUAUCAGCUGUUGCAGGAUUAACCACUGUGGUGGUAUGCUGUGCAUACUUUGUGUUGCAUUGCAAUAAAAGGAAUCUUUCCUGUAGUGACUUGUAGAAAGGAUUCAAUGGCUUUAUUAUAAGCAUACAAUGCUAAGACUCAGUACUACUCAGCCUCUGAAGCACCUGUGUGUCAAUCUUUUUGUUUUUUAAUUGUGAAUUAUACUUGUAUCUUCAACUGGGAGCACUUUGUAGGCAUUGCAUAAACCAUGGAGUGAUACAAUUCUAUGGAAGUAUUGCCUUGUGAAUUUGCUGCUAUUUUAGUUUUGUCUUUGCUGUAAAAUUGUAGCAUUAAACAAUCAUCGUUGUUAAUAGGCUUUCUUUUUGAAACAAUUAUGUGAAAUACGUAGCUGCUCUUGAUAAAAGCAGCUAAUUUGUCUUAUUUGCUUUUUUUAACUUUGAAGCUAGUGCAUUGAAAAAAAUGCACCCCACCCCACCUUUGGAAUGAUGUAUUAAUAUAGUGUAAUUAUUACUAGUUUUGUAAUUUUUCUGAUAAUGUGCUUUCCUGACUCUUUUUUAAAAAUGUCUCUUUUCUCUGCCCAAGUUUUGUACUUGAUGUAUAGUUAAUCUGUUUUUAAAUGUUUGACCUGGUUUCUCUUCAAUAUUUGUAUAUAUAAACUGACCUUGAUAAUACUGUACAUAGCUGUUUAAAAUGCCAGAAUGACUCUUGCAAGUUCUUCACUAAAUACAUUUUAUGUGUAUUAGCCACUUGACUAAUGAUAUUGGCUAAUGUUGUCAAAAAAGAAAAAAACAUUGUUUCUUUGCUUUCUCAUUAAUUUGGGUCUAAAUCCUGUUUGCACUUGUUUGUUACAUAUGUUUCAUCAACAUCCAUUGGCAUAUUAAAAAUCACUCUGAGCUUACUUUAAUUAGUUAAA